CAAACCAAUGUGAUAUCAAUUGGUCGUUGAAGCAGAGAUUAAAUUACAUUUGUUUGAGGAUGCAGGAUUUUUCUGUGCAGCGUGGCUACUGCUCUCCAUCACUAUUUGUGUUUUCGGUGCAGCGUGGCUACUGCUCUUCAUUACUAUUUGUGUUUUCGGUGCAGCGUGGCUAUUGCUCUCCAUCACUAUUUGUGUGCGCGCUCCGGCGUUCUUGCGCCCCCUGCCUGUCACCAAUCACAGUUCCUGAGCAUAGCCCCAACAACUCAAACGGCCAACACACAACACUGUUGAAGGUGUAAUAGAUUCGAGUUAAUACAAGGUUACGUUGUAAUAACUUGGGAAAACCAUCGAUGGGAGAGAAAGAAGCGAAGUGUUGUGAACUGCGCGUUCCGCGCGGCAUGGCCGAGGAGAUGAGCGAGCCCCGUGUGGUGCGGCGGCGGCGGCGGCUGCUGGUGGUGUGCGACGACAUGGGCUACUGCCCGCAGAGGAACCGCGGCAUCGUGGAGUGCUUCUUGGCCGGCCUCGCGAGCGGAGCCUCCCUCAUCGUCAACGGGAGGGCGGCCGAAGACGCGGCACGCCUCGCAAAGACGUGAGUGCCCCCCGGUGGCAGACGUGCAGCAGGUUCGGUUUUGUUUGGGUUUGGGGGGAGUGGGUUUGGUGGCGAGAUGUUAGCUCCCACCCCUGGUAUGCAGG
Molecule: messenger RNA, 693 nt
Organism: Petromyzon marinus (sea lamprey)
Lineage: Eukaryota; Metazoa; Chordata; Hyperoartia; Petromyzontiformes; Petromyzontidae
Source: RefSeq, a predicted model, not a curated record